AUGAAGCAGUCGCGGGCGGAGCUCCCUCCAGUCCCUGUUCAUCCAUGCGACAGACAGGCCGUGGCUGAGAUUAGCUCCUUGGGGCGGAGUCAUGCCUGGCAGAAGGCCUUGAACCGGCUCCAGGAAGCCAGCGCCAGCCCGGCCGGCGGUGCCUCCAUCGCGGCCUGGACCAGCUGCAUCAAAGCCUGCAAAGGCGAAGGGCGCUGGCCGAUUGCCAUAGGCUUGCACGAUGCCAUGAUGCGCAGCUUCAUCGAGCCCAGUGUCGUCAGCUAUGGAAGUACUGUCUCAGCUCUUGCUGCUGACACGCAGUGGGAGUGGGCGCUGAAGGCAUUGGAAGACAUGGAGAGCCGUUUUCUUCAGCCGAACUUGGUGGUGUUGAACUCUGCAAUCCGCUCAUGCGGCGAGUGGAAUGUCGCACUGGCACUACUCGAUGACCUCCAGCAGAAGUUGCUUGAAGCCGAUGUGAUAAGCUUCAAUGCUGCCAUCGCCGCUUGCGUUCACAACUGGGAGGUGGGGGUCGAAAUACUUCAGCAGAUGCAUGAGGCCUUCAUUUUGCAGGAUGUGGUGACCUCCACUGGCGUCAUCAAGGCCUGUGGCAGCAGCAUCCAAUGGCAGGUGGCCUUGGAAGUGCUCAACGCGACGUCUCGGAAAGGCCUUCGACUCGACGUUCUGUGCUUCAACUGCGUCCUGAAUGCAUGCGAAGCUGCAAGCAGGUGGGUCUCCGCUCUGCAGCUGAUCGGAGCAGCCUCCAUGGAGCUUCGCCCCGACGAUGUGACGUUGGGGACUGCCACCUCCGCAUGUGGCAAAGCCGGACGCUGGGAACACGCUCUGCUGCUUUCUCUGUCUCUACAUGCUGGGCAGAGGAGCGUGUUUUCGCAGACGGCAGCAGUGUCAGCAUUGGCGAAAGCGGGGCGAUGGGCUCUGGCUCUGAGCAGUUUGGAAAACAUGCGGCAGUUAUCUACACCGCCCAACCAUGUGACCGUCGGUGCAGUGAUUUCAGCGUUUGCCAAUGCGGCCUGUUGGGAUCGAGCUUUGUCUAUGCUUUGGGAGAGCAGGCAUACGCUUCCGCUCACUGUGGGCUGUUUCAAUGCUGCCAUGCAAGCAUGUCACCUCGCCGGCCAGUGGCAGCAUGCCCUCCAGGUCUUGUGUCAGAUGGAACCACUUACACCGGACAUCACCAGCCAGAACAUUGCAAUGAAUGCCUGCGGUCUCCAGUCGCAGUGGCAGCGCGUCAUCGACAUGCUGGAGGACUGCCGCCGCCGAGAGCUCCAAGCGGACGAGCUGACGCACCGAGCGGUGCUGACCGCCUGCAGCGCGGCCACGCAGUGGAGCCAAUGCUUGAGAGCUCUGGCUGAGCGGCCCAUCGGUUUGGUCUCUCACACCAUCGGCAUCGACUCUUUGCGGGCGGAGGCGGAGGGCUGGGCCCUGGCUCUGGCGCUCCUUCAGGACGUGGAGCUCGCAGGUUUGGAGUGUGACACCAUCAUCUGCAACGCCGCCAUCAACGCCUGUGCCGGUUCGGGGCAAUGGGAAGCCGGCCUGGCCCUGAUGGCACGGAUGUAUCGGGAACGGAUCGAGCAGAGCGUCGCGACCCACACCUCUGUUUUGAUGGCAUCUGCCGUCGCUGCUCUCUGGGAUGUGGCACUGAUGCUUCUCGGAGAUGUGCGGUCGAGAUCGGCAUCGACCUUGCAGAUCACCUGCAGCUCGGCAAUGAGUGCAUGUGAGAAGGGCAUGCAAUGGGAGCAUGCCUUGGCCCUGUUCUACGACUUGGCGCAAAGCAAUUUGAGAGCCGACGCCAUCUGCUACAACGCAGCCAUCGAGGCUUGCUCUGCUGCUGAAGAAUGGACCCUCGUCAGCGAGCUCAUGCGAGCGUCCCUGCAGUCUACUCACAGCUUCACCAUUGCAGCCUAUGAUCACGCAGUUCAAGCAGGAAGUUCGGUGGAUUGCUUCAAGCAUAUCGUUCUCAUUUGCCUACUGCAGCGCAUGGUCAGAGAUGGCGACCCCUUCCUGUUGAUCGACACGCACGCUGGCAGAGGUCUUUACGACCUCACUCGGGAGGUGCCCAUGCAGAGGAACGCCUCCAAAUGGGGAGUUCAGCAACUGGCAGAAGCUGCAUCUGCCUCCGAUGCUCUUGUGGAUGCUUUUGUCCGCGCACAGCGUGGCUCUCUGGAUCGUGACUUCCAGCCUCUUCCUCUUCGUUUCUACUUGGGAUCCCCGGCCAUUGCGCUGCAGUGGCUUCGGCCGCAAGACCGCGGCUCCCAGCGCAAGAUGCAAUGGGAUUCCGUGCCUUUGGACGUGCGUGAUUCCUCGGACGAUCUCAUCAUUGACCGUGAGGAUGAGGACAAUCCCCCGGACGAGCUCGAUGACGAAAUCGGCCCUGUUGUCCCUCUUCAUCCGCCUAAACCUUCCGCGAUCGGUGAUCUGCGAGGGGAGGCUGACGGCCCUCGCCCCGCACGCCACCUACUGCCCUUGGAAAAGGAUGAGGCGGCAAUACCGUCAUUCGUUGCAGCACCAGAAACAGAGGAGGCAUCCGGGUAUGUCAAAGAAACAAGGAUGGAUGUAUUAGACAAGUGGCCUCCACCUCCACGACAGGAUGGAGAUGCUGAUCUGCCCGCUGGACCAGUGCCGAGUGUCAAGGUGUAUGCCGAACACCGGUAUGCGGAUGCUGAGAAGGCAAACGAAUCUUGGUCUGAGCUACUUCGCCAACACGAGGAGGCGAAAGAGGAAGCGACAGCUAAGCCCACGUUCGAGGUUCACUUGAAAGAAGAUGCUGCCGAGCAAGAUGACCAAGACUCCUCCGGAGAGCUGUACAACAGCCCCAAUGCUGACAACGUCAUCCCGCCAGAGCUUCGAACAGGGCUUGAGCGCUAG
This is a messenger RNA of Symbiodinium necroappetens, 2868 nucleotides long. NCBI's taxonomy places the organism in Eukaryota, Dinophyceae, Suessiales, Symbiodiniaceae. The record is from the annotation of a GenBank genome assembly.